Pseudomassariella vexata is the source of this 3027-nucleotide messenger RNA. RefSeq lists its product as uncharacterized. The transcript is spliced from 3 exons. The record is from RefSeq and is a predicted model, not a curated record. Bases 1 to 3027 code for a protein of 1008 amino acids. NCBI's taxonomy places the organism in Eukaryota, Fungi, Ascomycota, Sordariomycetes, Amphisphaeriales, Pseudomassariaceae. Gene Ontology annotation, molecular function: protein binding.
AUGGCUGCUACUACCGACACAGAAGCUCUGUCAGCCGCUGGGGCUGCCUCUGCCCCCAUGAAAGCUGGGAACAUCCUCGACUUGCCUGAGGAGGUCAAGAAAGAGAUCGUUGGGCACUGCUCGCAAUGCGAUCUGAUCUGUCUUUCCAUCGUCUGCAAAGACUUCCACGAGCUUGCCGCUGCCCAACUGUACCGUAACUUCCACAUCGUGUUUCCCGACGAAGACGACCCCAGCUUCGACUCGCCUAUUGAUGGUUUAGCUGGUGGGCUCGACACGUUCGUGACCAGUGAAUACAACUAUGCGAAACAUUUGCGCGAUCUGUCGCUUGACACGCUCUCGUCGGGGAACAAGGCUGAGAUGGCCUAUAAGCCGUACCUAUAUAGCGUGAGCUGUGGCAAGUUUAUGAACACAUUGCUGCUUCUCACACUACGAAAAGCCAAGCUUCUUGACACUUUCAGGUGGAACAUUCGUGUCGAGCUCAGCAGGCCGGUCUACAAGGCGUUGCAUGACAUCCCGACACUAAAGCAUCUACUUGUGCGCAUGCAGGCGGGUCCUUCGCUAUACGAACCGCCACCACCCCUUCCAUACUACUCGCUUCCGUCGCUGUUUUCUGCCUCACAAUGGCCUGAUGCUGUACCUCAGUUUCCACCUUUGCAGAUGAACUUCAACGUUCCCGUCUCUACAACGUUGCCAGUGACUAUGGCGGGCUUGCCUCCUCCGCUACCGGGCACAACAAUUACAUAUGGACCGCCGCCGAUCCUGGGACCACCCACACCUAUUUACAAGCCUUCUGUGAAAAGUAAAUCGAAGACACCACCCGGAUCGCAACCCCCUACACUAGGCGGGUUCAAGCAAUUGGAGAGUCUAUCGAUUCUGGACAUUGACAACCUCGACGACGUAGAUGAGAUCAAAACCUCUGUGCGGAACUCGGCUUCCACAUUGAAGAAACUGAAGCUUUCCUUCUCGGACGGCCUCGCUACGCAGGCAAGAAGGCCAUGCGUCGACAUGGACUCUAAUGAAUCAGAUGACGACGACGAUGACUUUCAAAUCAUUCCCAUGCACAGUUACGAUGAUGGGAAUAGUCCACACAAGGCCUUUCACGCUCAGGAAGAACGCAAAUCUCAAGAGGGGUUUCUAGGGCGCAUCUUCGAAGUUGAACCCGCUGGCCCCCGGAUCCAGAAGUUGGCAUCGAAAAAGAAGAAGACUAAGGAACCGACGUCCAAAACCCCCGGCAGAGAAUAUAUUGAUUCUAUGCAGGAAGUAUCUGGGCGUUUGCUCGGAAGCAUCCACGGCACCGGCGAUCUGACACAGGCUCAGCAGGACAUAUUGGAUAUCAUUGUGAAGGCUGCGAAGAAGUACGUUGAUGCAGAAGAAAAACACGCCCCAGCAGAGCCCGGUGCGAACUCAAAGGAGAACAUCAAGCCGGGCUCAAACUCAAACUCGGGCCCCGAACAGAAAACCAUGGGAGCGGCGGGUACUUCAAAAGACGGCCAGGCAUCAUCUAGUUCUGGGCUUUUUGACAACAAGACAGCCAAGUCGAGAGACGACGAAAAUGGUGCAAAACCCGAAGAUAUUGAUGUCACUGCACCACCUGACGAGCAACUGACCGUGGAAGCACAAGAAGACGCAAGCUUUGGUGCUACAACAAAGGACGAUUCUUCCCCUGCGAGCACUUCAGUUGCGACGCCAAUGGCGACAGACUCGACGGAAGAGGGCACAUCUCAGGCCAUCUCCCAAGCGGUAAGCAUGGAUGUCUAUCAAGCUCCCAUAAUUUCUUUGGCUCAUGAAGCCAAUUACGUCGACAUGUUCACUGAUGAUAUCACACUCAAGGCUCUCAAUGACGUGUUUAACAAAGAUAUGGCCGAUGCUCUGAACGAGCAGUUGGGGCAUAAGCAAGAGAGUCUCGAACUUAACAUGACCGAUGUCCAACAUGAACUGAACGUAUUGGAGGCCGAAAUCACGGAAGGUCAAGAUGACCAGGAUACCCCUGGUACCCAGGAUAGUCCGCCGCUGGAUAGGCUCGACGUCAAAGAAGAGUUGCAGCGUCAAAUCAGCGCGUACGCACGAGGGACCAGAGGCAUUUCCCUUGAUUCUCUUAGCAUCCACCUCAUUCCCGUCAAGGCUUCUGUGCUGGGGCGCGCAAUCGACCUCCGGUCCCUCCGCAGGAUUACGCUCCUGAACGUUGGGAAUCAAGUGCCAAUCUGGACCUUGAUGGCUAAGGAGAACAAAGUCCAACCUCUGGCAUUACGCAAGAUUUUCACCGAUCACGUCUCUCAGCCUUUUCUGCAUUUGGUAUCACAACUCGAAUGUGUCACAGACUUGUUCAUGCUAGAACGAAACCAAAAGCACAAGCCUGAAAGCUUUGCGCCGAAAUCCAAAGUGACUCUGGAGCAGAUCCGGAAGUAUGCACUUAGGAAACACAUGGCGACCAUGAGGCGUCUCCUUCUCAGGAAUGAGGCUGAUCAUUCCUGGGAUGUUGACGAAAGGACGAUAAAGCUGAUCUGCAAACGAGGGAAAGUACUCGAAGAAUUAGCUUUGGUUAUGGGCAUCAGGGCUAUUCACGCUUUCUUGCAGCAUAUAUCUGGUCUCAUCAAGCUCCGCGCUCUGCACAUCAUCGCCUUUAGAAACGAAGAUACAUGUCUGUCUGUCAUGCGGGAGACACGUCACUUUAUAAUCGACACAGUCUCUCACUAUCCUCAAUUGCAACUUGAGUGGAUCUCAAUGGGUGACGAGGAUAAGGCCGAACGCAUUAUUCGCAAGACGGAUGCACAGAAGAAAUCGAAGCAGGACAAGGACAAAGGGAAGGGCAAGACAACUGCCAACGAUCUGGAUGCCAAGCCAAACUCAAUCAAUCCUUAUCCCAUACUCCCUGUGGAUGGCCUGGACGUAGCGGAAAGUGAAAGUGAGGAUGAAGAUGACGGGCUGGUACAACCUAUGCUCAAGUUAGACCUGAUCGACAAUAUUCAAUUCUACGACGUCUGGGGGGUGCGGAUUUUCAAGAAAGAGGUCCUGUCAGCACGGCUCUGA